Molecule: messenger RNA, 936 nt
Organism: Verruconis gallopava
Lineage: Eukaryota; Fungi; Ascomycota; Dothideomycetes; Venturiales; Sympoventuriaceae
Exons: 3
Coding region: 1-936 (311 amino acids)
Source: RefSeq, a predicted model, not a curated record
AUGGCUGCAAACAACGAACCUGUCACAAGCGACUCCGACGACAGUAGCAAUAUUCCGGUCAUUGAGAACGAAGCAGAGGGUGUCAAGCUCACCCCUCACACAGAAAGCACCGGAAACACCACGAAGCCGUCUCGAAAGGCUGCCGUCAGAACUGCACCCAGGACUGGCCGUCCGCGCAGAGGCACGGUGGAAAGGACGUCUCGCAAGCGAUCCGUCGCCUUUGUCGCCGAACUUGACGAGGUCAGGAUCAUCGGCGAGAACAGCACGGUGUCGCUGCCGGUAGGGCGUCCGACCGAGUCGCACAGCGGACAGUCCCUCGCGCAAGGAGCACACUGCAAGACGUCCAACUACGCAGAGGGACGCGGCGACGUUUUCGGGCUCGAGGACGUGCCGCGACGCAAGGAGUUGCUUCGCGCGCUGGCGGAGAUCAACACGCUGCAGGAAGCAAGCGCCACGCUGCACCUUGGCACUGCAAUCCAAAUACCCGGCCCGUCGUCGCCGUUCGUUAGCUUUCGCGACGCUCACUCGACGAUCGAAUUCUCCGUGCUGCGCAGCCGUCUCGGCCCGGACGUCUUGGCCGCCAUCGAGGCGCGGGAGGCGGCCGUCGUCGACCUGCAGUGGGCGACGGCGGCGGCCAUCUGGCUGUACGUCAGCUUCCUUCGGCUUGGCGCGAUCUGCGAGACGCCGCUGCACGGGUGGGAGCAGCUCUGCGAGGCGUACCCUCCUCUGCGCGAGGACAGCUAUCUGAACAACGCGUUGCUGGCGGCCGUCUCGCUGGCGAAAGAAGUCGACGACGAGCGGUUUGAGAGGUGCGUUGUGACGGAGCUUGCCCGCGUCGUUCGAGCCGGGCUUGGACGACUGGCUGCAGAGGGAUUCCGAGCGGACGAGGGCAUGGACGUCGACGACUCAGAUUACGUUCCACACGAGACGGAGUGA